UCUCUCUCUUCUGUCAUUUACGAAGACUGAGAAGGAAAGAGAGAUAUUUAGCCUGAGAAGCAUGAUCAAGGAUAAUCUUGCUUCAUCAGGACAUGAUCAACGAUAAUCUUGCUUCAAUGGUUUACUACUGAGAGUAUAAGGAGUUGGGUUUGUGAAUCAAAUCGUGAGGCUGCAUUUUUCUCUUGAGGAUACGCUCAACUAGGAGGAAAAGUCGAGCUUUCAUUGUAUGGAAGGCUAUUAACAGAAGAUUUCAGGCGAAGGGGUAUGAUCAGAAGGCAUGUGUUGCAAUGGAGAAAGAGGUGGGAAUUUAUAGGAAAGAUUUCUGGUAAUGAACGAGCGCGUGGUGCGCGUUGGCAUGACAAUUCAUUCAGUUGCCCACGCAUGGUAUUUGAAGUCGUUGAUUGAACAGUGGGUUUGAAAAAUGAGCUCAGUCGAAUUUAUGACAGGAGACAAGAUCCUACUUCCACGGGAUCUUUUGACAAAAUUUCCAUCGCGGCCCGAGGUCGCCUAACGCUUUGUUGUUUACUGUUUAUUUCACCUGAAGUGAAAAAUUCCUUUAAAGCCACUCGUCUGCUGCUUCCAGAAACUUCACAAAAUUUCUUCAGUUCCUAACGCUUAGUCUCUUCUCAGUACUUCAUCUCUCCCAAUUUCUUCGUAUUCUCAACUAUUUUUCCUUACUCUCCUAAAUAUGGGAGUAUCAUCAUCAUCCGUUAACAACCUCGAUUUGAAUGUUGCUCCUGCAGCACAACCCAUUGUUAUGCCUGACGUGCAACCGGAGGUGCCUGUUGUUCCCCCUGAAGUGUCUGCUAUUCAUCCCGUCGUACCUGUUACACACCCUAAUGAACCUGCUGCAUAUCCUAACGUAUGGCAGCCAACUUUUGUCUUUGACAAUCGUCCUAUCACUAUUCACGAUUCUGUCAUGCUCCAUGAUUCUACUGCUGUAGCAGUGGCCAAAGGUUUCGUAAUUCCACGGGAUCAAACGUUCUUAGCUGAUAGGUCGGAUACUGAUGCUAUUAAUAACUCAUUGGCAUUCAGUAUCCAAGGUGCUGCUUCAGUUUCUGACAUGGCACAACGUUUGAGUGCCAGAAAUGUUGAGCUGAAAGUCUCAAGAAACCAAAUCGGGGUCUUACAGCGACUGCUCAAAUACUACAAACGAAAACACGUGGAUUUGAAGCAGGAGAAUACUCAGCUGAAAAAGAUGAUGUUAUCUUACGCAGAAUACUUGGGACCAAAGAUGCUAGAAAUGGAGAAGAAUACCGAACGUCUCCAGCGACAGCACGAAAAACUCCGGGUCGAUGUUCAGGGGUGUUGCAAGUCUCUCCGCACACGCUCUAGUCAGAAAUAAUCUUCCUGGAGCAGCUCUGAGGAAUCAUCUGCUCAUCAUUACCACGUAUCUCUUUAUGCAACA
Messenger RNA from Corylus avellana, 1408 nucleotides. The record is from RefSeq and is a predicted model, not a curated record. NCBI's taxonomy places the organism in Eukaryota, Viridiplantae, Streptophyta, Magnoliopsida, Fagales, Betulaceae.